AUGGAGGCCGCUAUAGCAAAGGCUGUGGCUCCUCUCAGGCAGCAACUUUUGGAGCUCCAGCAAGAAGUUCUGUUACUGAAAGGUACAGUAGGCCCAGCCCUGGAACCAGCAUGCCCUGAGCCAUUUGUGGUGAUGCCAGAGAGGUUUGAUGGUAGCCGUGCAUCAUUCUUGUGCUUCAAGGUGGAUUGCGAGCUGUUGUUUGCUCUUAAGCCUAGGACCUAUGCCACCGAUUAUAUAAAGGUUCGCGCUACUAUCAACCUGCUCACUGGACCAAUCAAAGCAUGGGCUCAUCAGGUACUACAGGAAAGGAGUCCAGUCUUGGACAGCUGGGAAGCAUUUAUGUGA
Molecule: messenger RNA, 345 nt
Organism: Rana temporaria (common frog)
Lineage: Eukaryota; Metazoa; Chordata; Amphibia; Anura; Ranidae
Product: protein LDOC1-like
Exons: 1
Coding region: 1-345 (114 amino acids)
Source: RefSeq, a predicted model, not a curated record